This is a messenger RNA of Gongylonema pulchrum, 717 nucleotides long. The record is from the annotation of a GenBank genome assembly. NCBI's taxonomy places the organism in Eukaryota, Metazoa, Nematoda, Chromadorea, Rhabditida, Gongylonematidae.
AUGUUCUCAAAUUUGCUGCUAGGAACACUGCAACGAUUUCAGAUGGACGAAAAAAAGAUAGCCACGGUUGAGAAAGUCCAGGCUGAAAAACAGAAGGAAGUGGAAAAGCGUCUAAGGGAAGAGGAAGAGCAGGAGCGUGAGAAAUUGGCCAGAGAAAGAGCUGCUCUGCUCGAAAAACGCCGUGAAAAAGCGCGGCUGAUAAAAAUGCUGCAGCGAAAGAGAGCGAUUAUACAAUAUGCGCAGCAGAAACAAGAGCACUACCGUAAACUGCAGAACUUUAUUCAAACAAAAGCAAAGCCUCCCAUAUUCUACUUGCCUGCAAAGCACACACUUCGGACCCUCGAACUUUUGAAAACGACUGUAAAAAAGAUCGAUGAGCUAAUUGAACAUCGACAACUGCAAAUGGAAGAGGAUUUGGGAUCAUCGGAGACCAAACAAGCUGAAGAAGUUGAAUCCGAUAAUGAAGAGCACCCCGAGUUUGCAAAAGUCCGCUCUUCCGUUACAGUAACUGGAAGCGCUACUGCUAAUGCGGAUGACGAAAAACCUGUGAUUGUCGCUAAUGAAAUGGGGGAAGGAAUUGCUGAGGUGUCGUCGAUGCAGCCGUCAGAUUUGGAUGGACAUGAGAAUGGCGAGGAACCGAAAGAACUGGAAUGUGAUGACGAGGAGGAGGAGACAGGUAAGGAUACUAGUCGUAGUGACAGUGAGUUGGACAGUUAG